CAUAGUAGUUCGGAGGAAUUCUAAAAUUGGCAGAAACUCACUGGCUGUAGACCUUCAAAGAUCAAAUACUUAGAACCAUUUAACGGAAGGUCAAGAGCUGGAAAAAAAGAAUAGAACAACAGAACGGAGCAAUCUAUAAAAAGGAAAACUUUUAAAUUACUUAUAAAGUAUAACUUUCUACUAAGGGAAAUGACAUCCAUUAAUGUAACUAGUGAGCAUGUUUUUUACUCCAAUUGGACUCAGUACCUUGAAGAUCCAAAUUACUAUGAAAAUACAAACUUUAUUGCCUGGGAAAAACACUUGAACCUCUAUGGCUACUUGCGGAUACCGUGCAUCAUUUCUUACUUUAUUACAUUCAUUAUUGGAAUAACUGGAAACAGUCUUGUUAUCCGGAUUGCUGGAUUCAAGAUGAAAAGUGUCAGUGCUGUGUGGUUUCUCAAUCUGGCCGUAACUGAUUUAAUAUGCAACAUUGCUCUUCUUGCACGGAUAUCAGAAUGGGCUAUGGUUCUAGAAGACUUAUUCUAUAGUAAAUAUGUGUGCACAAUCAGUACCCCCUUUAUGUUCUUUAACAUGCUUACCAGUGUCUACUUUUUAACAGUUAUCAGCAUAGAUCGCUGUGUGUCUAUCAUGUGGCCCAUUUGGUCCAAAUUACACAGGUCUCGUAGAUUGGCCAAAAUCAUAUCAGGAAUUAUUUGGGGUGUGUGUCUGGUCCUCACUUUACCUCAUGUGAUACACCAUCACUUAAUUGAUGAUAUGUCAGAAUGUUAUCCUAAGUAUGUUAAUUAUAUUCCAUCUUACAGAAAAUAUUCUAUAUUUGGUAUUUUAUCUACUAAACUUGUAUCGGUUUUUGCCAUUCCUCUUUUAAUCAUGCUUCUUUGCUAUGGCCAAAUUGCUUUAAAACUAAGAACUCUUAAAAGAAAAGGUGGCUUUCGAAAACCCUUAAAGAUCAUCACUGCUGUUAUUAUCAGCUUCUUCAUCUGUUGGUUUCCAUACAGCAUCUGGCCUUUAAUAAUAUUGAAUGGGAAAUAUUGGAAAGCAGAUGUUAUAAUAAGUGAAAUAUCUGUCUGUUUGGCCUAUUUUAAUAGCUGCAUCAAUCCCAUCCUCUAUGUUUUCAUAUGUCAAGACUUUAAGGAAAAUUUUAUCAAGUCCCUACCAGCUAGGCUGGAAAAUGCUUUUAAAGACAAGGAUGAUCAAACCAUUGAGGAUGAUAGUGGAAAUGCAACUGCUGAGCUGCGUACAUCUUCUUCAUCAUUCCUCUGAGUCUUUCUCUGAUUCUUUCAACUUAACUAAUUUAGUGACCAAAUGUAAACUGCAAAUUAAAUGUAGUUAUUUUGUUAAUUUACUCUUAACUAAUCUUGAC
Pelobates fuscus (common spadefoot toad) is the source of this 1360-nucleotide messenger RNA. RefSeq names its product formyl peptide receptor-related sequence 4-like. The record is from RefSeq and is a predicted model, not a curated record. Gene Ontology annotation, molecular function: complement receptor activity; G protein-coupled receptor activity. The coding region runs from base 190 to 1260 and encodes 356 amino acids. The transcript has 2 exons. Gene Ontology annotation, biological process: positive regulation of cytosolic calcium ion concentration; inflammatory response; complement receptor mediated signaling pathway. Lineage: Eukaryota; Metazoa; Chordata; Amphibia; Anura; Pelobatidae. Gene Ontology annotation, cellular component: plasma membrane.